This is a messenger RNA of Ochlerotatus camptorhynchus, 387 nucleotides long. RefSeq names its product ejaculatory bulb-specific protein 3-like. The transcript has a single exon. The record is from RefSeq and is a predicted model, not a curated record. NCBI's taxonomy places the organism in Eukaryota, Metazoa, Arthropoda, Insecta, Diptera, Culicidae. The coding region runs from base 4 to 387 and encodes 127 amino acids.
AACAUGAAGUGCUUUGUUGUCAUUCUGGCCCUCAUUGCCGUGGCUGCUGCCCAGGACGAAAGCAUGUACACGACCAAGUUCGACAACAUCAACCUGGACGAGAUCCUGAUGUCGGACCGUCUGUUCAAGAACUACUACAACUGCCUGACGGAUGCCGGACCAUGCACUCCCGAGGGCAACGAAUUAAAGCGUGUGCUGCCGGAAGCUCUGGAGACGAACUGUGCCAAGUGCAGUCAGAAGCAACGUGAUUCUGGAACUCGUGCCAUCAAGUACGCGACCGAGAACCGCCCAGAAGAAUUUAAGGUUCUGCGGGCUCGUUUUGAUCCGGAUAACAAGUACGUUGAGCAAUACCUGGCCGAAGCCGAGAAGGAGGGAAUCAAAUUGUAA